AUGAACCUUACUAUUUCUUCGCUUGUCCUCGCCAAUAAAGCAUACAAAUCACCAUUCCUUACAUUCACGGAAUCGUCCCUUCCGAAGAAAUUGACAUUGAACAGUAUUUUUGCCAAUAAAUUCACAUCUUCUUUUGCUAAUUUCUAUUCAUCGAUCGGCAGUGCAUCAAUUGUAUCAUCUUCAUUUUCAAGAUUCUUAAAUUCGCCUUUAGUAUUUGAUAAAGCCACAACAACAACACGAAACCAAGAAAGACAAUCUUUUAGUUCAGAGUUUAAUGAAACAUAUUAUAACUUUACUAACCUUACUUCAGAUUUCUUCGGUGGAGCCAUCGAAGUAGUAGGCUCUACAGCUUUCACAGGCUUAGUUGAUAAUUGCACAUUUACCAGCAACACUGCUUUAAUGGGUGGUUCUAUCUACGUUGCUGGAACACAAAUCAGUUUAGAAGUUAAAUUAAGUGCAUUUUCUAAUAAUUCAGCUUUAGCUGGAUCAGAUCUCUUCCUCCAUCUUAAAAACGCAACGAUUAACAGAACGACAUUUAAAGAGCCUAAAGAUGGCAGCUAUAGAAUUUUCAUCCAAUCAGCAAAUAACAUUCUUUUCAAUUAUGUAACAUUCCUCGGUAAUGCAUACAAAGUAAAGAGACUUUCCACACAAACACAUAUCGAAUUCAAAAAUGGAUGCUAUUGCAAUGAAAAUCCAUUCGUUGGCGAUGACCAAACAAAUAUUACAAUUGGACCUGCCUGUAUUUACAUAGAAAAUAACAAAACUAACUCAGUAACAAAUAAUGGAAGCUGCAUACACUGUACUUUCACAACAGCUCCAGCAACAACCCUCACAUCUGUUAAAUUAGGAACUGAAGCUUAUAUAAUUAUCGGUGUUGUUGCCUUCUUCUUCGUUCUUUCAAUCCUUGGUGUUAUCCUCGGAUCAAUUCGUGCAAAGCGCCUUCCAGAUAACCAGAAAUUACUCGAAAGAUCUUCUGAUGAGGAAAAUGAAUUAGAUAAUCCUGAAGAUCAAGAAAAUCCGCCAGCAUCUCCAUCAAAGGCUGGUGAUAAACCUGCAGCCGCUCCUGCUCCACAAGGAAUGGCUCCACCUCCAGCUCAAAAACCUCUACCACCAGCUAAACCAGCUGAACAGCCUGCAGCACAGCCAGCAGCACAACCAGCAGCAGCUCCGGCUCCAGCUCAAAAGUAA
Molecule: messenger RNA, 1188 nt
Organism: Trichomonas vaginalis G3
Lineage: Eukaryota; Parabasalia; Trichomonadida; Trichomonadidae
Exons: 1
Coding region: 1-1188 (395 amino acids)
Source: RefSeq, a predicted model, not a curated record